AUGUUUGAGAUAACGCUUACAGUGCUCCUCCAUGAAGGAAAUGAUAAGAAAAAUUUCAGAAUCACGUUAACUGCAGCUGCAAUCACGCCCGUGAACGGCAACUUAUUGACACAUGUUACUCAUGCUGAUGCACAGAGCUUUUUGACAGCUCCGUCAUCAGUAGUUCAAUUCACUGUUUUCCGUGAACCGGUUUCUUUAAACGCCCAACAUCACUUACAAUUUCAAUAUCAGGAAGAAAUAUUCUAUGUUAAAUUAUGCAAACGUCAAGGUAAAGUCCUUGGAAUUAAACUUGUCGGGAAAAAACAUUUACCUGGACUAUAUGUGCUAGAACUUGUCGCUGGUUGUGAAGCCGAUCUUGAUGGAAGAAUAAAAAGUGAUGAUCGUAUAUUAGAAAUUAAUGGGAUUGAUUUAGAAAAUGGAACACAAGAACAGGCAGCUCAAAUAAUCAAUUCGGUUUCGGAUUAUGUAAUUUUUAAAAUAAGUCGCCGAAAUCGAUCUGAUACACCGGAUAUUUUAAGAACCACAACAGAUUCAGAAGAGAAGUCAGAUAAUAGCUUGUUAGCAUUGGAAUCAUUACGGCUCGGUUCUGAUAAUCAACGUCAACAGAAUAUUAAUAAUAAUAAUACUGGUAAUAGUAAUCGCGAAUCAUCAAACUCAACCCAUAAUUUGGCAUGGUCAAGUUUAGACGAUCGAGACACAAAUCUAUCUAAUACUAUUGCUCAUUCGAAUACAGAAGUAAUUCAUUCUUCAAAUGAACAAAAGUCAACCGGUUUAAAUCUUUCAUCACCAACAACUGAAGCGGAUCAUCGACUGGAAAAAGUGAAUCACUGUUGUAACGAGUUGACACAUCGUUCUAAUUCUGUAGAUUUAGCUACUUCAAAUAGUUCACGUACUCAAAACAAUGACAAACAGUUGGUUUCAACUUCAGUUGGAUCAUCAUGUCAAGAAAGGACUAUUGUUGUAAACAAAAGUCCGGAAGAACCCUUGGGUAUAUCAAUUGCUGGAGGACGUCAUUCACAACGUGGAGAUACACCUGUGUAUGUAACAAAUAUUAGUUCGGAGUGUGUGCUGGGUCGAUCAAAAUCGGUUCAACGAGGUGAUAUUUUGCUGGAAAUAAAUGGUGUAGGUUUAGUUGGUCUAACUCAUCAUGAAGCUGUGGAAGUUCUUAGACGAAUUAGUUCAAUGCAAACACAUGUACAACUACGUUUGAUUACUGCUCCUGAGACAAGUGAAGGUCCGGAGAAUUUCAUGCCAUCUUGGACAUAUUGGCUUCGAUUACCGCCAGUAUGUCAACUUGCUCGAGUUAUACUCCUUCGAAGAGAAACCAGUACUCCUAGUUAUAAUGAUGGCUCUAUCUCUCAACCGCUUGGUUUUAGUAUUGUUGGUGGUCUAGGACAUGAACAAACUGCAACAGUUCAAGUGAAUUCAAAUAGUUCAGAUGAAAAAUCUAGCAAAUUAUCUCCAAAAGUAUCCACUAAAUUGGGUUACUCAAAUCUAUAUCCCUCUCCAAUUGUGAUAAAAUCUAUAGUUCCUGGUCUUCUAGCCCAUAAAGACGGUCGAUUAAAAUGUGGUGAUCUAAUCCUAGCUGUGAAUAACAUAUCCAUGCUUAAUAUUCGUCAUUCAUCGGCAGUUCGUUUAUUGAAACAGGCAUCAGGAGAUGUCGUUUUACAAGUGAUUUCUUGGCCUGGUACAAUUGUUUAAAUUAUUAUCAUCAUCAUCAUCAUUAUUUUACUUUAAUUAAUGACAAUUUUUUGGCUCUUAUUACUGCCUAUGUAAGAUACUAAUUUAUUCACUGGGAUCAAAGAAAAUACAGCUGAAUUCUUAUUGGUAUCAUGCAUUAUUAUUAAUUAUUAUUAGUAAGAUGAUAUCAUGUGUUCCUUCUAUCUUAAUUUUUUGAUUUUGCCAAUAAUCAUGCAUUUCAAUAGUGGAAUAAUUGUCUAUAGUCUGGUAUGUAUGUGUCUCGUUGUCCACUUUCAACCCAACUCUUUGUUGCUUUUCUUUCAAAGGAUGUUUUUUUUCUCAUAGUAAAUAAGUGCACACACGCCGCAACAUAUUCAUAAAUGUCUCUAUAAUUCCUAUCCUAAAUCAAUAAUAUGACAUCCGGUGAUAGUAUACAUUUGCUUAAAACAUAAAACACCUCUGUUCAUAAUUUUUUUUUCCAUCAUUCAUUAGUUGUGAUUCAUUUCUGCCUGUGAAUGUUGAUAUGUAUGUGUGUGUGUGUGUGCGCGCGCUCUCUCUCUCUCUCUCUCAGAAAACCUCUUGUAUCUUCAAUUUAUUUUAGAUUUAUUCAUUAUUGGAGAAAUAUUUGUCUUCCAGUACACUAUAUCGUGAUUUAUUUGUGUAAAUGUUUUCUGUUUAUUCUCCUGUUGUAUUGUAUUUUAUUUUAUUUUUUCAUUUCAAGCAUUUUAUUCUCAAUCUUUUCUGUAUUCUUAUAGCUAUUGUUAACAAUAAUUAGCGUUAGUAUAAUAAUAUUCAGAUUCUUUUUUUUCUUAAAAUAUAACUUAGAUUAUAUACACAUACAUUUAUAUAUUCAUCAAUCAAUCUAUUUACAUUAUACAUAAUAUACUGCAAUCAGACCAUAAAAAAAAGAACGAUUUCACCCGAAUAUUCAAAUGGUCACGAUAAGCAUUUUUUUUCUCUCACACUCUCUUUAUUAUGUCGUUCUAUUUCACGUGUUGUUUUAAACAUAUUCUUGAUAAAUUAACAUAAAAAGAGAAAAUCAUACUUAUUAAUUGUAUUUAUUCUACUACACACUUUAGCUUGCUUCCCUAUCUGACUAUACUAACCAUCAGUACUGUUACAAUAAUAAUUGAAUUUGUAAGUGACUAAUUUAUAUUCAUACAAUGAAUUUUAAGUAAACUAAUUUCAUUAAUUAAAACAAUCUAUUCUAAUGUUCUUUUUUCUAAUCAUUUAAGUUGAAUACAGUCAUGCAUAAUGAUGAUUUAAGGUUAUGUUCUGUUAAAAUUCUGAUGUAACUGACAAUGG
Schistosoma turkestanicum is the source of this 2985-nucleotide messenger RNA. The record is from the annotation of a GenBank genome assembly. Lineage: Eukaryota; Metazoa; Platyhelminthes; Trematoda; Strigeidida; Schistosomatidae.